Molecule: messenger RNA, 7379 nt
Organism: Magallana angulata
Lineage: Eukaryota; Metazoa; Mollusca; Bivalvia; Ostreida; Ostreidae
Product: tensin-1-like
Exons: 22
Coding region: 550-4791 (1413 amino acids)
Biological process (GO): dephosphorylation
Molecular function (GO): protein binding; phosphatase activity
Source: RefSeq, a predicted model, not a curated record
UGCACAUACUUAUGAUGCUUUCCAUUAAAAAUGGUGUGGGUUGUUGAAAGUGUUUGUUUAUGUCAUAAAUUGAAGGAUUGUGGUUUCUGUCUUGUAUGGAAUGUCUAAGAUACGCAAGCUAGCUGGCUAUGAUUCACCCUCGGUAAAUGUAACAUGCAGCAUAAAUUUGAAACCGUAUCUCACUUCACAAGUCAUGUAGACAUUCUUAACCCCCAUGCUACCGAGUACUUACUCAGAAGUUUAUAUAUGUGGGGGUCGAGAAUUUCGGUACUAUGUGUAUAAUAUAAGAACAAUUAAGUCGACUGAUAACACCGGCGAAAUUUGACUCUGUGUGUGUACUUUCAGUGUAAAUGAAUUUUGCGGAUCUAUUUUCGAUUGGAAACAUUCACAUUCAUUUGGUUAUGAACUGCGAUAGAGAAAAAUAUUUCUAGAUGUGUGAAUCUAAUGUGUAUUGGAAGUAAAGGAUAUUGUUUAUUCCAGUUUUCAAGUAUUGAUAGGUUCAAGGACAAAUUUGUUAUGGUGGCCAACUAUGUUUUCACCAACUAGAUCAUGAGAUGGUCUGAUGAGCUCACAAAAAUGGAAGAGGCCCAACUAGAAUUGGUCUAUGUCACAGAUAGAAUCAUUUGUAUGUCAUUUCUAUCUGAAGGCCAUAAUGUGGAAUAUCAGAGGGAUCUUCACGAUGUGUUUCAUAUGCUUCGUACAAAACAUGGCGAAAAUGUCUUGGUCAUAAAUAUCUCUGAACCGAGAGAUGACCUACAACGAGCCAAUAACCAGAAGGUCAUCGACUUUGGGUGGCCGGAGCAUCUGGCUCCGCCCCUUGAACGGUUGUGUAAUAUCUGCAAGAGUCUGGACUCCUGGCUGAACUCUGACCUCGGUCAUGUGGUCGUCCUGCACUGUAAAGGUGGGCGGGGUCGCCUGGCUGUCAUCAUCGCAGCCUUCCUGAAUUACAGCAACAUCUGCUCAAGCUCGGAACAGCUUUUGGACAGAAUGGCUAUGAACCGGUUCUAUGAUGAUAAACUUGGUGGACUCAAAAAGCCUUCCCAUAGAAGGUACAUAGAGUACUUUUCUGGGCUCCUUUCGGGUGCAAUAAAGAUCAACUCUAGCCCCCUGUACCUCCAUCACCUGGUCAUGCACGGAGUCCCAAACUUUGACAGCCGGGGUGGGUGUCGGCCCUACAUCACGGUCUACCAGAGCAUGCAGCCGGUGUUUACAUCUGGGGUCUACAAUGUAACUGAUCAGAUGCAGAAGGUCUGCAUUUCCAUAUCGCCAGGGAUUCCCCUGCGAGGGGACAUCAUGAUCAACUGCUACCACAAGGCCCACUCCGGCCACAAGGACCCGAUCUGGAAGUGCCAGUUCCAUACCUGCGCUAUCUCCAACUACAACCUCUUGUUCAGCAAGGAGGAGCUGGAUGAUGCAGACCGAGAUCCAAGGUUCCCAGACAAUGGGAAAAUAGAAUUUGUGUUUGGUCCAAAUCAGGAUGCUGUUGUACCAGUGACAGACUUCAAGUCGGAUGUAACAGUUCCGGUGGAAGACAAUAUGGAUGAGCUGGCGGGUCAGGAGUCAAGGGUUAUUGACGGAUAUACAAAAAUCGAAAGUGUUCUUAGGAGAGAUGAGCAGAGUUCGUCGUAUGCCACAGACACCAAAAGAAUGCAGAACAACAACAACGCUAAGUCUUACGGCUCCCAGAGUUACAACACCUCAUACUCAACCAACGCCAAGCAGUCCGUCACUCCUCUGGAUGAACAAACUCAGUUAGAUGAUAUUUUGAGUAACUUACUUAAUGACCAAGUGAUCAGUCCUAAAUCAGGUGCCAGCACCAUGUCCAAGGAAACCCGGACGUUCAGGACCUACGAAACACACACCGGAGCGGAUGGGAAGACGGUGCACCAAAACGCAGAGGUUACCUACAAACUACCAGGUGAGGUGAAAGAGGAAAGGCAUUACACAGUGAAGACAGAGAAAUCCACUUCUCCGUACAUGCCAACAAAAGCAUUUAGUUACACAACCUCGCCCGAGAUGGCUCGUAAAUUUGACAGCCCCAAAUCGAACACUCUUCCUUAUAAAACGGAUUACGACAAUCGAUAUCAGUCCGAUCUGUCAUCAUCAUCAUACAGCACUAUGCAGAAUGGAAAAACGGUGUCGGAUACGGAUUCUUGGCUGCAACAGCAGCAGAAAAAACUGAGGGACAAGAAGGAUUAUAAGGAUGAUUUUCGUGUUCAGCAGGAAAAGAAACUGGUUGAAGAGUUGCGCUCGGCCCAAAAUCGUUACAUGACAAAGCGGGCUCAGAGUGAAGAGGAAGCCAGCAGUGUGAAAAAUUCCAGUCUGUCAAAUGGCCCUGCCUCUGCCCCUCCCCACGGAUACAGCUACUCGAUGUCAAGAACUCAUGCAUACUCUACAGAGAAACCUCCAGGCACUUUCUCCUCAGGUGAUUCAACUUUCGAUUCUAGAGUAACAAAACCCACAAGUCCAAUCAGGGGGCUGCAAACAAAGGUCAUAAUACAGCCAACUUCUGCCCCUAUCUCCCCUCCUAUGCGAUCCAGUAGUAAGAACUACAUGCAGCGAUCUCGUACUCUUAGCAAUAGUGCAGUGGAUGGAAAUGGGCCUCAGAAGCUACUAAGGCAGAGCUCUGAUGUGACCUUUGACCGUAAGGAUGAUAUCCAGCCCCCUGUUAUUCGUCAAAUUACCAUUACAACCCCUCCCCGUAGCCCCCGGCCUUUCUCCCCCACUUAUCAGACAAGUACAUAUAGGUAUUCUAAUCGAUCAGCUGCUAGCUUGUCUCCUCCAGUUGAACGAAAGACAUUUCAGAGGGACUUCAUGACGCCUCCAGUUCAAGAGCCGUCUGUGAUGAGGCAAACCACUCACAGAUCAUUUUCUUCUUCUGAUUCUGACAAAUACAAAACCAAGAGCCUACCUCGACAUGCAGCAACUAAGUCAAAAGUCACAGAAAUUCACGAAUUGGCUAUACCAGAAGGCAAGAAAAAAUCUCAUUAUAUAACUGAGGUCUAUGUACACCGCAGUCCAGGAGCAGUGCCCACAGGAAACGUAGAAAAAUCAUACAAGACUGAGCGAGAUCAUUUGGAAUCAAAUAAAUUGGACGAUCUGAAACAGUCGUUGAGUUCGGUCAACAACACUGUGCUAAAUCAACCGAAUCUGAACCAACAGAGCACGCCGGGAGGAUACACCCAGGAGCAUGUUGUCACCAGAAGGGUGGAGACCCGCAAGUAUGAAACAAACUACCAGCAACAGCAGCAGCAACAACAAGAGCAACAGAUGUCCAAUACCAUGCUUGGACAGUCCUAUGCCGCCACCCCCAAGACUUCUCGGACUGUGGAGGAGGACCGCUUCAGCCUUAGACCCAUAGGGCCUGGAAUGCAGCCCCUGGAGCCCGAAGGCUCACCUACAAACGUGGGAACCCUCAACCGUUCCACCACCCCCAGUUUCCCGACAGCCACCACCCCAAGUUUUCCGGUCAGCCCAGGAAUGUACACAGACAACAGUCAACUGAUGAGAGAACAUCAAGCCCAUAAUCAAACCUUGGAAAGACAACAACAGCAACAACAACAACAACAACAACACUUCCAGUAUCAACAAAACUACCAAACCAGCCACCAGCAACACAGCUACCAGACUAGCCAGCAACAGCACCAGCAACAUCAGCAGCAUUACCUGACGGAGGAUCAGCAACACAUGGGCACACGCAGCCCGCUUCACAUAGACACAUCCAGCCCUCAAAUGAUGUCCAACGUCAUUGGUUCAAGGAGUCCAGCUAGCCCUCACUCCCCUGAGACACUGAACACCCUGAGACAUCAGCUCCACGUGGCCAGUAACAAUGUGUCGCAGUCACACUCCGCUGCCCUCAGUCCUAACACGGUCACUGGUCAGAGCUCCCCCAGCGUCUACUUUGGACUCUCCCGCAGGGGAAGUUUGUCAUCUGUAGCUGAUUCGGUAGAUGCUACCCAUGCAACACCAAAGUUUGUUAAAGACACCUCCAAAUACUGGUACAAGCCCAACAUAUCCAGAGAGGAAGCCAUCCAAUUGUUGAAAGACAAAGCACCUGGAACCUUUGUAGUUAGGGACAGUAACUCUUUCCCGGGUGCAUUUGGUUUGGCGCUGAAGGUUGCGACGGUCCCAGCUAAUGUCCAGACAAAGUCCACUGGGGACCCAUCAGUUGAUCUCGUUAGGCAUUUCCUAAUCGAACCCACCCCUAAAGGUGUUAGACUACGAGGAUGCAACAAUGAACCUGUUUUCGGAAGCUUGGCUUCAUUAGUGUACCAGCAUUCAUUGACACCAUUGGCCUUGCCAUGUAAAUUAGCUCUACCAGAACCAGACAAUAUUCAUGACCAUGUCGAUGGCCCAACUUCACCAGACCUACCUAGUUCUGCUGCAGCUCUUCUUGCCCAGGGCGCAGCUUGCAAUGUCCUGUACCUAAACUCAGUGGACACGGAGUCCCUUACAGGGCCCCAAGCUGUCGCCAAGGCAAUCAAGCAGACGUUUGAUGGUAGCCAGAAACCAAAGCAGACUGUUGUUCAUUUCAAAGUCUCUAAUCAGGGUAUUACUCUCACAGAUAACCAAAGGAAGCUCUUCUUCAGAAGACACUACCCUGUCUCCUCUGUCACAUACUGUGGAAUGGACCCCGAAGGAAAACAAAUAUUCGGUUUUGUGGCAAAGAAACAGAGCGGAGGAAAUGACAACACUUGCCACCUGUUUGCUGAACUAGAUCCUGGUCAACCAGCAUCUGCCAUUGUCAAUUUUGUAACAAAGGUCAUGAUUGGUCAAGGAAAAAAAGACUGAAGAGAACUAACUUUUCAUUGGUUUAUGAUUUUCUCACCAUAACUUACAUUGGUCUGGAUACAUCGGACAUGUAAAGAUCAGUGCUUAGAUAGCUUUAAUCGUGUAUUUUGUCAUGCUGCAAGAUAUUAUUAUUUAUUCUCAAAUAAAAAAUUUAAGAGAUCUGAAUUGCACAAUGAAGCCCUGGCACAGAGGUGGAGAACUCCACAGGAUAGAGAGCAUUCCCCCACCCAGAGGAACAGAAAAACCAGAGGGGAUUUUUACAUCCAAGGAUAUUGAAUAUUAUUGUGUGUCUUGAUAUUGUAUCUGUGUUACAAAUGUAUAUUUUUGUAUGCGUUAGAAGGAACUUGUAAAGAUGUUGAAUGAAUUUUCUUUUUAGAACCCUAUUUUAUCCUUGUAUCAAACCCACUUGAUUUUUUAACAGUAGCAAAAUGAUUUUACAUACUGCUGAAUUAGACGAUGCAUUAGCAAGCAUCUCAUUGUCUAAAUAUACUGUCUGUGCUGGUAUAAAUCAAAUGUUUAACCACACUGAGAACAAUAUGUAACCAUAUUGCUCCAAAGUUGGAAUGCAUGUUAAUGUGAUCAUAUCAUAAAUCAUUAUGCAAUUCUUUGUUGUUAAUGCCCCCCUCCCCAGUACCCCCACCCCAAACAAUAUCAAGUGUGUAUUAGUUACGAGACUAUAGCUUUUGUCCAGAGAUGUUGAAUAUAUAAACAACAAACUUAGAUGGUAGCGUCUUCCACAACAAAAUGCCGCUGUUGGCAUUCGGGCUCUGUUGUUCUCGAUCGGGUAAUUUCUUACGUUUGUUUUUGUCAUUGUGUGUUGAAAAAAAAAGUUGUUGUCCGUUUGUAGAUAAAUCUUAUUAUCGUAUACACUGUUAUCAACAAUCACCGCAUUUAUGUUUUCAUGAAAAUUUGUUCACUAGUAUAUCAACUAUUGACCAUCUUUUUUUUUUCUUUUUUUUUUAAAAAAGAUUUAUUGGUUGUUCUCGCCAGAGGUUGUAUUUUUUACUCUGAAUCAAAAUGUGAUAGAAAUAAAAUGAUCUGCAUUAUAAAUAAAUUUAAUUUUCAGCCACUACCAGAUACAUUUACAUUUUUUACAGAAAUAUUAUAUAUAUAUACCACAAUAUAUACAACUCUUGUUUGGCUUUUGCAUUAAGAUUUGGUAAUGUAUUGAAGAAAGUGUUCAAAACGGCAUGGAAUUUCACUGCUGGUCUUUUCAUGAUCAUGUAACGUGUGUGUGAUAUAUUACUUUGCUGUACAGCUUACAUGUGUAUUUCUACAAUGUACAAUUAUAUGAAGCAAUUAGUUGUUGUGUACAUAUAUAUUGAGCUAUAUACAUUGGGUGUGAAAUAUUUAAACCAUAUUGUUGAGGUUAUCCUCUUUAUUUAUUGCUGUUUUCCCCCCUUUUCCCUAUUUUUACCAUUUAUUCCUUUAUAUAAUUAUUUGAAAAACCAUCAAAGAAUUAAAGUUAGAGUUCUUGCCUGCUUAUAAUUUUUAUAUACAGUACUUGCUGAGGAACAUUUAGGCCAAAAUUAUUGAUAGACAUUUUUUUCUUCUACAAUUAAGAUUUUAUUUUAUGUGUAUAUUUCUUAUGGUAGCUACGAAUGAAAUAUGUAAAUUUAAAGUCAAAUUCACUUUAUUUUCUCCCUCCCCUGUGAUAUUAAAUGAUGAUAUUCAUUGAACAAAAUUAAUCUUAUUUUUUAAAAUUGAUUUAAUUUUUUUUGAUCUGACACAUAAGAGGGCUUUUUGGGUUCCUUCAGUUCAUGAGAAAAAAAGGAACCCAUUCUCUUGCCACAACUCUCAACUGCAUUUGAUAAAAAAAAUAAAUGUACUUUUUGGAAAGUUUUUGUUAUUUUAUGAACUGUAUAUUGAUCAUAGGACUCCAGAAAACAGCUGGUUUACUGCCGAUUGAAGGAGUUCUACGACUAGGGUGCUAUUAUCUCAUAUGCAUGAGUAUAUAUGUUCUAAAAAUGUGUGCGAGGUAUUUGCUUUUAAUAUAUAUACCGUAUAAAUAUGAAUCUGUACUUAUAGUGUUUCAGCUUUAUUUUGGAUAAUGGUUUAUAUGUAUGUAUAAUACAUGUAUAUAUAUACAUUUUGUACUGUGUUAUAUAAAACAUGUACUUCUAGUGCUCAUGAAAUCAGGGCACAUCAGUAGCUAUGAACAGACGAAAAAAAACAUGUACUCUUCACCUCAGUUUGUACAUUGCGAAUUACAUGUACUUUCUUUUAGUCUAGGUAGGGUCUUUUUCGAUAAUUUAGAAAAAUUGUUUAGAAGAACUGAUGAAAAAUGAACAGCCAGUGAAUUAGAUGGAAAUAUGACUGUAAAUUUAGUUCAAAUUUAGCCCCAGCACCCCCUGUGCAAUCCUAGAGUUAAAAGUUCAGUUAGGAUGCAACUUAUUCAGUGGAUCAAUUAAAUAUACUGUAGAAGUCAUUUUUUUUUCCAUUGGUUGUUGUUACAUGUACUAAGUCGUCAAUGGCAACACAUUGAUUGGUUUGGUUUAAUUGGGAUUGGACAGGGUGUGCUUUAGAUAUGAAUUCUAAUUUUGUUGUACCAUUCUAAUAUGUAUGCAAUAAAUUUCGUUUUUAGUGUG